AUGAGCUCUUCGUCUUCCUCCUCCUCUUCUUCUUCUUCUUCUCGCAGUAAAUCUAUAGAUUCAGGAUUUGUAAUCGGACAAAAGGAAGUAACAAGAAUCUUGAUACUGUUUCUUGGUUUAACUGCUUCAUGUCUUGUUUUAUACAAAGCAGCUUAUCCUCUGCAACGACUUGAUGUCACCAAUCUAAACUCUCUUCUUGCUUCUCCAUCUUCACCAUUACCAAAUCUCAACUCAAUAGAGAUCACUCCAGAAACAGCAAAACCAAAGCUUAGUUUCAAGGAGAUUUUGGAGAAAGCGUCGAACAAGAACAGGACAGUGAUUGUAACGACAUUGAACCAAGCUUGGGCAGAACCAAACUCUCUGUUUGAUCUUUUCUUAGAGAGUUUUCGUAUAGGACAAGGAACACAACGAUUGCUGAAACAUGUUGUAGUUGUUUGCUUGGAUCCCAAGGCGUUUAAGCGGUGCUCGGAGCUUCAUACUAAUUGUUACCACAUUGAAACCUCAGAAACUGAUUUCUCCGGUGAGAAAGUUUACAACACUCCUGAUUAUCUCAAGAUGAUGUGGCGCAGAAUCGAACUUCUUACUCAAGUUCUUGAAAUGGGUUUUAACUUCAUCUUCACGGACGCUGAUAUAAUGUGGCUUAGAGAUCCAUUUCCUAGGCUAUAUCCAGAUGGAGAUUUUCAAAUGGCAUGUGACAGAUUCUUUGGAGAUCCUUUAGAUUCAAACAAUUGGGUCAACGGUGGUUUCACAUACGUAAGAUCAAACAACCGAAGCAUCGAGUUUUACAAAUUCUGGCACAAAUCUCGUUUGGAUUAUCCAGAGUUACAUGAUCAAGAUGUGUUCAACAGGAUCAAACAUAUGCCUUUGGUCUCUGAGAUUGGGAUCCAAAUGAGAUUCUUUGAUACGGUUUACUUUGGUGGGUUUUGUCAAACGAGUAGAGACAUAAACUUGGUUUGCACGAUGCAUGCUAAUUGUUGUAUUGGUUUGGAGAAGAAGCUUCAUGAUCUGAAUCUUGUUCUUGAUGAUUGGAGAAAGUACUUGUCUUUGUCGGAACCAGUGCAGAACACGACGUGGAGUGUUCCUAUGAAGUGUUUGGAGGAUUGAUUAAUUAGCUUUCUUUCUUCUUUGUUUUUUGAGAUUUGGAUGAACGGUCAAUUUUAAAAUGAAGAGUUUAUUCUUA
Capsella rubella is the source of this 1180-nucleotide messenger RNA. RefSeq lists its product as uncharacterized. Bases 1 to 1104 code for a protein of 367 amino acids. The transcript has 3 exons. Lineage: Eukaryota; Viridiplantae; Streptophyta; Magnoliopsida; Brassicales; Brassicaceae. The record is from RefSeq and is a predicted model, not a curated record.